AUGGGAUACGGUGAAAAAGGAGGAAGACCUCCGUUCAAAAAGUUCAAGGCCUAUUCCAAAUUCCAGGAUGAUCCUCGAAAAGGAAUCGUCGAAGACGACGAUGUAUUUGGCGGCGAUGAUGCAUACGACGAUGAUGAAGGGAAAACCAAGGAUUUUAGUAAAUUAGAGCUGAAACAGGAUCACACCAAUCGGCCUCUAUGGGCUUGUGGCAAUGGCCGCAUAUUCCUCGAGACUUUCUCGCCUUUGUACAAACAAGCUUAUGAUUUUCUCAUCGCCAUCGCUGAGCCUGUUUGCAGGCCGGAGUCUAUGCACGAGUACAACCUUACCCCACACUCUCUGUAUGCCGCUGUUUCGGUUGGUCUGGAAACUGAAACAGUUAUAAGUGUUUUGAACAAGUUAUCCAAGACCAAGCUUCCCAAAGAGAUGAUUAAAUUUAUACAUGAUUCUACUGCAAAUUAUGGCAAGGUGAAGCUUGUGCUCAAGAAGAAUCGCUACUUUAUUGAAUCUCCAUUUCCAGAGGUAUUGAAGACAUUGCUCAGGGAUGAUACUAUAUCUCGAGCAAGGAUUAUUUCAGAGAAUGUAAAUGGAGAUGGAUUUACAAUCAGCAAAGCAGCAGGUGAAAUUGAAGGCACUCAUGAUGAAUUGUUAAAUGAAGCAGAAGUGGCAGCGGUUGCAGAAGAGAAAGAAGCACAUGCAUUUGAAAUUGAUCCUUCUCAGGUUGAAAAUGUAAAGCAACGUUGCUUGCCAAAUGCUUUAAAUUAUCCCAUGUUGGAGGAGUAUGACUUCAGAAAUGAUACAGUGAACCCAGACCUUGACAUGGAACUAAAGCCUCAAGCACAACCACGGCCAUAUCAAGAGAAGAGUCUUAGUAAAAUGUUUGGAAAUGGCAGGGCAAGAUCUGGUAUAAUAGUUCUACCCUGUGGUGCUGGAAAGUCCCUUGUUGGAGUUUCUGCUGCUUGCCGGAUAAAAAAAAGCUGCCUCUGUUUAGCAACGAAUGCUGUUUCUGUAGAUCAGUGGGCUUUUCAAUUUAAACUUUGGUCAACUAUCCGAGAAGAACAUAUAUGUCGUUUCACGUCUGAUAGCAAAGAAAGAUUUCGUGGAAAUGCUGGAGUUGUUGUGACAACCUAUAAUAUGGUUGCUUUUGGUGGUAAACGGUCGGAAGAAUCUGAAAAGAUCAUUGAAGAAAUAAGAAACAGAGAAUGGGGAUUGCUGCUCAUGGAUGAGGUGCAUGUGGUACCAGCCCAUAUGUUUCGGAAAGUCAUUAGUAUCACUAAAUCUCAUUGUAAACUUGGGCUCACAGCUACACUUGUCAGAGAGGACGAAAGGAUUACAGAUCUGAACUUCCUUAUUGGUCCCAAGCUGUACGAGGCAAAUUGGUUAGAUCUAGUAAAAGGUGGAUUUAUUGCAAAUGUACAGUGUGCUGAAGUAUGGUGUCCAAUGACAAAAGAGUUUUUUGCUGAGUAUUUGAAGAAAGAGAACUCCAAGAAGAGGCAGGCACUUUAUGUGAUGAAUCCUAACAAGUUCAGAGCGUGUGAGUUUCUCAUAAAUUACCAUGAAAGGGCACGUGGUGAUAAAAUUAUUGUCUUUGCUGAUAAUCUGUUUGCUCUCACUGAGUAUGCCAUGAAACUCCGCAAACCAAUGAUAUACGGUGCUACAAGCCACGUUGAGAGGACAAAAAUUUUACAAGCAUUCAAAACUAGCAAAGAUGUAAAUACUAUAUUUCUUUCCAAGGUGGGUGACAACUCAAUCGAUAUUCCUGAAGCAAAUGUGAUAAUUCAGAUCUCUUCACAUGCUGGUUCAAGGAGACAAGAAGCCCAGCGUCUGGGUCGUAUUCUUAGGGCAAAGGGAAAGCUCCAGGAUAGGAUGGCAGGGGGUAAGGAGGAGUAUAAUGCUUUUUUUUAUUCCCUUGUCUCAACUGAUACCCAGGAGAUGUAUUACUCGACUAAGAGGCAACAAUUUUUAAUUGACCAGGGUUACAGCUUUAAGGUAAUUACAAGCUUACCUCCUUCUGAUGAAGGACCUCGUUUGAGCUAUUAUCAUCUUGAGGAUCAAUUGGCACUUCUUGGAAAGGUUUUGAGUGCCGGUGAUGAUGCAGUUGGAUUAGAACAACUGGAAGAAGAUGCAGAUGAAAUAGCUCUUCACAAUGCUCGUCGUUCUCAUGGAUCCAUGAGUGCAAUGUCAGGUGCAAAAGGGAUGGUUUAUAUGGAAUACAGUACUGGGCGUAAAGGCCAAGGACAGAUCAAGAGCAAGCCCAAAGAUCCAGCGAAGAGACACUUCUUAUUUAAAAGAAGAUAUGGCGCAACCUGA
Molecule: messenger RNA, 2307 nt
Organism: Sphenostylis stenocarpa
Lineage: Eukaryota; Viridiplantae; Streptophyta; Magnoliopsida; Fabales; Fabaceae
Source: the annotation of a GenBank genome assembly